AUGGAACUAUUGGAGAUCACUGAGGCACAGAUGAUGCAGUCAUGGCGUCAACUGUUCAUGAGCGAGGCGGAGCAAUGGAGUUUUGUCCUUCAGCAAAACACUCAAGUAUUCGUCAUGAACGCUGUGUCAAUUGAUAGGUACAAAAAGUGUGAUUUCCCAUGGACCGGUUCCCUGCAUUCCCCAAGUCAGCAGGCCCAGAGACAGGGAACCAUCUCCAAGUCGCUUACCCCGUCCUUCAACAGUGCAUUCACCAACCCAUCAUCUGCCAAGUCAACCCCACAAUGGUUGCCUGGGAGCCGCAGUCACCAACAAGACUCCACAGGGUUCAGUGGCCCUUCCUCCCCUGGGCCGGAUCCCUCCCAGGCCCCUGAUUUCCCCAUUAUAACCCCUUCAGAUGAUUCUAUGUCUCCAUUCAUGAACACAAGCUCCCGACGCCCAAGCUCAGACCCCGUCAAUAUGUCCAAUAGUUCCAUGCUUAACGGGUCAUACCUAGGCAAUGUUGCUAGGUCAUUCGGGCACUAUGAUGAGAAGAAUCUACUGUCAUUUGCCCAGCUUAGGCAUAGUAGCUCCUUACCAAAUCUAAGUGAUCGAGAUAAGUUCCAUGAGUUAAUGCCAAUGCCUGUGUCAGAAAGUGAAAAAAGAGAAGCCUCCAACUUCAAUAGAAGUAGAUCUUCACUGGACGCUGUCACUUUCGAUCAUGAUGACAGUGAUACAAUAACUGAUAAGUCUGAUUCACCCAUUGGAGACUUCAGCUUUCCUCCAGUAGAGGAAGUGUUGUCAGAAUCAUCAUCUGCUGUGGCAACAGAAAGUCAUCCGGUAGUAGCUGUGUCUGAUUUUGCAGGCAACGGCUCAUUACUCAGACCUUCUCCACAAAAAGGAGGAGUUGUGUCGGAAAGGGUUGAUAUAUCAGCUGGUCAAGGAAAGUCAGCAUUUUCUGUUCUAAAGCAGAGCCCAAAAGUAGAGAAUCAAAAUGAAAAUGUUGGAAUCCCAAGACAAGAAACAUUACAUAGAAGUAGAUACCAUGAACGCCAUUCUGAAAAUUCUGAUGAAAAUCAAAAGCAAGAAUAUGGAGGAUAUGAUUCCUUUACCAAUUCCCUUACAUCAAACAUUUCAUUUCCAAAUCCGCUGCAAGAAAGCCAAGAGGCAACUAUGGCUACCCUGCCAAUAUCCAGUGGUGCUAUCGACGUGGUGACAAUUUUGCAAAGAGUUGUGGGGUUUGGGCGCGUGAUGUGUCAGACCCUAAUGCCUAGCCAAGCCCAGUAUGAGUCGGACCAAUCAGGAAAUACCAGUCUAUCUGACCAACCAAUGCUCGAUAUAUUUGGAAAACAAAGGCAGAAAUUGUAUGAAAACUUUCUCAAAUGUGUUCGAGGGACAGUGUGCCAGUUUGCAGACAACAUGUUAUGUAUGGACCUGUGUGGCUCUACGCAUUCCAUGGCCAGGAGACUUGCCGGAUCAUCAUUGGUCCAGUACCUGCAGACCCAGCAGUCCAGCCGGCUGAUCUGGGGCUGCCGACACGACCUGGCCACGUCGCGACACUGCUUCGAGUACCUUGACCGAAACACACGCCUCCUCUGUGACAGACAUGAACCCAUCACACGAGAGAUGUGCAUGAGAAUCAACAAUGUUACUUUCAUGCUGACCUGCCUGAACUGGUUCUACCAUCGCCUUAGAAGCAACUUCUUAGUUUCGAGUGACCUUUCUGCACGUCAAAUGAGGGACAGUUUGCAGGCAUCUAUGAAUAGUGCUGAUAACCAAAGAAGUGAUUUCCUGGUGAUAGACCAGUAUGGUUACAACCCAUCACUAGACCGCCUGGAGGUGAUGGAGACUGCGUCACAACUCGCACCCAGUCUGCUAAGUCAUGGGGAGGACGAACAUGGAAUUCUGGUUACCAGUCCAAUAGACGGGGACCGUGACCACCUCAUGGCCAUCAUCAGGGCCCUAUGCAGGAUUAUGGCAUACAGGCUUAACCUGUUUGUGAUGGACGCCUUGCCAGUACUGCUCACCCUUAAGUCUUCUGAGGUUACCAUAGAGACUGGGCUGAGCCCACUCACAGAGUUCCUUGCGAACUAUGUACACACACUGCGGAGCUGGUUGUACGAGGAGAAUUUCACGCGCGUCCUUGAGUGCCUCUGGAUUUUCAUCGUUCAGGAUUUUGAGGCUGAGCUACGCAAGUUGGAGCAGGAAGAUCAGGAUGGGUUGGGUCACGCACAGUUACUGCUACAGGCUCUCUCGCACCUUCUGAAGUUUAUGAACAACCAGCACAAGUCCUUGCAUAGAGACCUGCUCUUGUCACAGGCCGAUGAUGUUUCGUUCAAACUGAGCUUGUACGCCAUGCCUGUGGAACGCCUUGUCGCCCUGUACAGAGGUCUUUGCCAAGAUGCGCUGGGGUCAGACUCUAGCAGUACCAGCACUAUGUACCACAGUGUGUUGAUGGUUAGACAGAGACUCAAGCACGACCUUCAGCGAUACAAGAAGGAUUUCAGUGGGGCGGAUCUUGUGAAGUGGAUUCUUAAAAACCUAGAACUGUUUGAAAAUCUUGAUCCUGGUCUGACCGAGGGAGAAGUGGUGUACAAACGGGAACGGGCCCAUCAGAUAGCCCAGCGUCUCCUAGACUGGGACAUUAUUGCCGAUGUGGAGGCCGACACUGGAGACCAAAACGACAGCUCAGCAUACAGUUUUGAUGCUGAGUUCCCAGUGGUUACAGUACAUGCCCAAUUACCAGCCAAGAGAGAAGAGGGCAUAACCAGUGAUGAAGACAACACCCCAGAGGCCACACCUAGAGCUACCCCUAAGCCAGCAGGCCCGAGUGGUCUCAGACAGUCCAUGAGGGCUUUUUCCAGACAGUCGGGCCUCAAAUCCAUCACCCCUGGGCUGCGGGUUUCACAGUCACAGAGGGCGGUUGGGGCGGCAGAGCUGGACCAGUCCCAGGGAAAACAAGCAGUGCGUCAAACUUACUACGCUGGUCAGAGAAGUGCAGAUAAAUCAGGCUUAGAGGAGGCCAAAGCAAGCACCCAGGAGACAUUAACCUCAAGGAUGGGCAAGAUUGAAAACACUUUACUUACCAAUGGUGCUAAUUAUGAUGAUAACAUUGCAGGUGCUGGUGCUCAAAAUAAUUCUAAUAUCAAAACAAGUUCUGACGCUGAUGAAAGUUCAAACAUCGUCAGAGAAAAUACCAACCAAGAUUCAUUGGUAGAUUCAAUAGAUUCACUUGAGACGGCAGAUGCCCGGUACGCCAAUAACAGGGGAAUGGGGUCACCCUAUUCAUAUGACUCAACCAUGUCAGUUGAUUCCAACAAUACGAUUUUCUUCGAUUCGGGAUCAAGUUUCUACUAUGUCAAGCCAUUUGUUGAUAACUUUUUUGACAUAAAGCAGCAUGGGGCCUGGAAGAAUAAUGAACUAUUCAGCCUUGUUGAAGAAUGUUUCCAGAAGAAAGUGUCUGCCCAGUAUGUGAUGAGAAUCAUUUACACGCGACGGAGAAACGACCCUCGCGUGAAGAAAUUCCUGCAGUCGGCAUCGUCAGAGAUGAUUGAAAGGAUGAGUUUUAGAGCGAGAAAUGAAGAGGCCUCUGUGUGUGUGAGCAGUUAAUUUUCAGGGAUAUGUAUUUGUUUGUUUCAAUUAUCUCAUGCCAGUUGAAUGGGCCAUUCUCUCUGUGGUGCUGUUUAAGAUAUAGCAAUGCUCCUGUAUGUGGUAUGAAAUCUACCUUGCAAAAUGAAAUGCUUACAUGUAUUGUUUUAUCAUAGCAAUGUAUAUAAAAGUUUCAACAAAAAUGAUCAUGGGCCUUCUUGGGGGAGUGGUUUAGUCAUCCAAGCAUUUUGAUUGGUUGGCUAAAUAUAUCUGUAACAGACAGCAAUAUUUUACUGCUGGGGCCAUAUUCACUAAUGCUUCAGUCUGAGUUUGAAACUCAAGGCUCAAAAAAGUGAUUCCUAAAAAGUAUGUUAUUGUUUUUGUUAAAGAUGUGUAACUAAUUGUUAAACAUAUAUAUUUAUCCUGUUUUACCAUUUUAACUCUUUCAGAAACAAAUUUAAAAUGGAAGGAAAACUUGCAGUCUCAAACUCAGAGUCAGGAAUUAGUGAAUAUGAACCCUGGUUGUUGUGGCCAAAGCACAACGCAAUACGCCAAUGUAUCUUAAUUAAAAAAAAUACCCAGUCCCCAAUUUCUUCAAACAUCUUAAGUCCCUUUUAAUAGAAUCAAGCUUACUAAAAGAUGGUAGAAUUUGUGUAAUAUUUACAUUCUUAGAGGGAUUUUUGACUUGAAGGGAAUUUAUCUUUGAUAUGCUUAAAAGCUUUUGAGAAAUUCGGGUCUGGUAUUAUUAUACAUGUACAUGUACAUGUUAACUAUAUUUUGCUGAUCAAACUAUGUAAUCAAAUAAAGCAAGGAUUAAAAUUUUAAUAAUAAAUUCUUGUAUGAAUAAUGACAUUUAUUGUAAGGCAAAGAUUAUUACUAGCUUUAUAUUGACUAAUGCAAUUCAUCAUUGAAUCAGAGCUUUAAAGAGAAGUCCAAGUAUAGUAAAUCAGCUUUUGGAAAGAUUUGUCUAUGAGUUUGAUUGUUAUUUUCAAAAUUGCCAAUUAAGAUGUUUGCCAAAGACAGAAUUUUGUAAUUAUUGAAAAUCGUUUAAAGUUUUAUUACUAUUCUUAUUCCUAUUUGAUUUAAAUAAUCAAAAAAAUGUUGCAUGAUUGUGUUUGGGCAUUGUGCAAGUAUUUAAAACAAUAAGAAUGAACAAACGAGCUUGUGCAAUACAUGUAUCUAUUGGGUCAUAUUAUCAAUGCUUGCAUCAUAACAAUUGAUUUUCCAAAUUAAUAUUUCUUUUUACUAGAUAAAAUAUCUAUUUCGGGAUUAAGAGCAUUAGUGGAAGGUAAAAUUUCCAUUUUGUUUUUGGACAGUUACUAAUUUUCAAUAUAAGGAUAUUUUGUUAUAAGCUUGAUCAUAUGAUUGCCAUUGUGUUUUUUUUUUAUUGUUUAUUGUACACUUUGAUAAGAAUUGCAAUAUGAGUAUAUAGUAUGAUAAAAUCAAAAUCUAUAUUGUAAGCAAAACAAUGCAAUAUUUUGUUAUACCCACACAGAACAAAGUUUGAUGGGGAGUCAUUAUAGGAGUGAUUCAAGA
Mya arenaria is the source of this 5100-nucleotide messenger RNA. RefSeq lists its product as uncharacterized. The coding region runs from base 1 to 3585 and encodes 1194 amino acids. Gene Ontology annotation, biological process: intracellular signal transduction. The record is from RefSeq and is a predicted model, not a curated record. NCBI's taxonomy places the organism in Eukaryota, Metazoa, Mollusca, Bivalvia, Myida, Myidae. The transcript has 16 exons.